Panicum hallii is the source of this 2762-nucleotide messenger RNA. Its product is annotated as protein indeterminate-domain 2-like. Gene Ontology annotation, cellular component: nucleus. The transcript is spliced from 3 exons. The record is from RefSeq and is a predicted model, not a curated record. Bases 1 to 1470 code for a protein of 489 amino acids. NCBI's taxonomy places the organism in Eukaryota, Viridiplantae, Streptophyta, Magnoliopsida, Poales, Poaceae. Gene Ontology annotation, molecular function: DNA-binding transcription factor activity.
AUGUCACACACGUCGGAAGAGGAAUCCCUGAACAACUUCCAGCAGCAGGCGAAGCUAGAAGCUUGUGCGGCUGGGUCAAGCAAAGGUGACACUGUCAUGCCUGUAGUGAAAAAGAGACGAGGUCAUCCAGGAAAUCUAGAUCCUGAUGUGGAAGUAGUGGCUUUGUCACCUAAGACACUGCUAGCAACAAACAGAUACAUAUGUGAGGUCUGCCACAAGGGCUUCCAGAGAGAUCAGAACCUCCAGCUUCACAGGAGAGGCCAUAACCUACCAUGGAAGCUGAAGCAGAGAAGCAGUACCGAAGCUAAGAAGAAGGUGUAUGUCUGCCCUGAGCUCACCUGUCCUCAUCAUGAUGCAAGCCGAGCUUUGGGUGAUCUCACAGGAAUAAAAAAGCACUACUCCAGGAAGCAUGGGGAGAAGAAGUGGAAGUGUGAUAGGUGUUCAAAGAAGUAUGCUGUUCAAUCGGACUGGAAGGCUCACACCAAGAUAUGUGGCACCAAGGAGUACCGAUGUGACUGUGGAACAAUCUUCUCAAGGAAGGACAGUUUCAUCACACAUCGAGCCUUCUGUGAUGCACUGGCUGAGGACAACUCCAGGGUUAACCACAGCCUUGCUACAAUGGUGGGAAGUCUGCAUGGUCAUCAGCAGGAUAUCUUUUCGCAUGCAGUACCUACCUUCUCCACUUCACCAACUGAUGUGAUAGCGAACUUGUCUAGCAAUGACCAUAAUUCAGACAGUCAUCUGAGAUCUUUGUCCCCUUAUGCUCUCAUUACAAGAAACACAGCAUUGUUCUCCAACCAGAUAUCACCCAAGGAUUCAAGCUUUCCACUUGAUGGAAGCGCAUCAAGUUACCCUUAUAUGUCCAUGAAUUCUCCAUACAUGUCUGCAACUGCACUGCUACAGAAAGCUGCGGAGAUGGGAGCAAAGACCAGCCAGGAUCCUAUAUCACCAUUGCUCCUAAAAAAUUUCCCAAGUAAUGUGACUACUCCUCGAGAUCACAUGGAAAUAUCUUCUGGAAGUCAAGGAGACUCCCUUGGGAAUUCAGCAGCUAAUAGUGUUGGCAUCAAGACAGCUGAAGAUGAGGGCUCUUACAUGAAUGGUCGCAAUAACAUUCUGAUGAACUCACCAUGGGUGAGUAGUUACAGACCUACUACAGUGCCUUUAAUUGGACUGAUGAAUCAUCCAUUUGCCAUGAGAGCAGAAAAGGAGAGCCCUGGCAUAUUUCCUGGAAGUCAGACGCAGCACAGCAGGCAGGAACAUAUUUCAGGGGUAGGAGACGCUGGACUAACCCAAGACUUUCUGGGCUUAGGAGGCAGUGGGAAUUUAGAAAUGAGUUCUGAGACUUACAAUGCAGAUGUGACAGCACUAAGCUAUUCUGAUGAGCAGCAGAAGCAACAGGAACAUAUCUACUCUUACCAUCAGUCAUCUCUUGAUUCCACUGCACUGGAGAAACCCAUAUGGGAAUCUUAAUGCAGACAUUUUACUUACUCUGGUAGUUCAGCUUCAGCUAAGCUGUCCUUGAAGUAGUAGCCGUUAAGCUGGUAUUAACAUGUGCCAGGCAGUAAAAGCCUUGUUCUGUUAGGCUAAAUGGGGUUUAACAGAGCAUUUCUAUAGGAUGAUUAAAGGUCUAGCUCAGUAUCAGAGUGACCAAAAGGAUAGCUUUAAGGAAUUUCUGUACUUUCAUUCAAGAGAUAUCAAUAAAUACUUUGCGUUCUAUUGGAAAAGGAAAGCAGGACAUGUGGAUGCAAAUUGUAGAACAAUCCAUUGGGGUCAACAAUUUAAUUUAUUACAGUUACAAAAUAAGAAGAACCACAGACAACAGAUUCCUUUGCUCUUUUGAAAGAGCAAAUGGCAGAUUUUGUUUACCCUUAAUUUUAUGAGACUUUAGUUAUAUGAAUGUGGCGUUCCCAUUAUUUUCCCACAACUAAUGCCCUAAUCCGGGAGCCAUGAUCCAAAUUAUUUUGGGCCCUGAAGUAACUUCACAAUGUUGCUUCCUACCCGUACUUCGGUGUUCUCUACAACUUCUUUACAUGAAUGCACCAUAAGAGCAAUCUAUCUGUAUACAGGAUAAAGUGCAAAAGCUGCCAAAUGUGUUCCUAGCAUUAAGAAUACCCAUACACCAGAAAGUUCCUGUUCGAGUAUAAGUGAAUUGCCCGCCUCUUCCCAUUAGCUUAAGCUUUUGGGUUAAAUUGUUUAUGCAUGCAACUCAAUAUGGUAUCAAAGCCAGAGGUCUCGAGUUCGAAUCUUGGUGGGCGCGAUUAAAUAAAAUAAUUGCAGCCCAAUCCAAUUUCCACGUUUGAGGCCUGAGGGAGAGCCUGCAUGUGAGGGGGAGUGUUGGAGUAUAAGUGACUUGCCCACCUCUUCCCAUCAGCUUAAGCUUUUGGAUUGAAUUGGUUGGUGCAUGCAACUCAAUAGUUCUAUUGAUGUUGUUACAGAAGAAAAGACAAAAGGAGCAAAGUGAUGCUAGUGAUGGUUGAGCUUCAGCUAUGACUGACCCAUAUGCGGGUCAAGAAACAGUACGUUGGCACUAGACUGCCACACCUAGUUUAUACUGAAGCUGAUGCAGACAUGUCAAUUAUGUUGGCAUGAGAAAUCCUUCAGUCAUAUAUGCUAGUAACACUAUGCCAUGCCUCGCACAUUUGUACUAUCGAAACAUUUAUCGAACGAGGUCUCAGAAGCUACACUUUCAAAAAUUUGUAUCAUCCAUAUCUCUGAAAUAUUGAAACGACAUGGCUUGGCCAAACUAGUAGCAAUCCAAUAUG